Aspergillus clavatus NRRL 1 is the source of this 1287-nucleotide messenger RNA. RefSeq lists its product as uncharacterized. The record is from RefSeq and is a predicted model, not a curated record. Lineage: Eukaryota; Fungi; Ascomycota; Eurotiomycetes; Eurotiales; Aspergillaceae. The coding region runs from base 1 to 1287 and encodes 428 amino acids. The transcript has 7 exons. Gene Ontology annotation, biological process: proteolysis. Gene Ontology annotation, molecular function: serine-type endopeptidase activity.
AUGAUCAUGCAUAACUGGUCAUCAUACUCCCAUGUCAAAUGGCUCAUGUCCAGUCGCAACUGGCCUAGCAUCAAGGAACGACUAGACACCGCAGAGCAGUUAUCCCUCGAGUUGAAUACCGAAUCUGUGUCCACUGCUGUUCAGCAAUAUAUCGAUCAUCAAGUACAUCAACUGGUGAAACAGAAGAAAUACAAUUCCAAACCCCAAAACGCAGUGCAACAGCAUUUAUGUGAAAAUGCAAAGGGCACAUUUCUCUGGGUAGCAUUGGUUUGUCAAUAUCUCGAGAGGGUGCGAUGGGAACCCCUUGCCAAGAUGAAAACAUUUGCCCCCGGACUGGAUUCUCUGUACCAACGCAUGAUGCAGGAAAUUCGCGAAUCAGAAGAGGAUGGGCUGUGUAGGGAGAUACUCGGCUUCAUGGCAGCUGCUUACCGGCCUAUCGCACUCCAGGAACUGGCGUCUUUCUGUAAUAUUCUGGCGGAAUAUUCCAACGAUGACGAGGCAUUAAGAAGCUAUAAGCCUUUGUGGCUCCUUGACAAUUCGCGAAAGGACGAAUCAGCUCAUGGCAUCAAGUUACUAGAGGUAGAAGGUGUCAAAAGAUCUCGGAGCAUUGAUAAGCGCACAUUCGGUAUUGGCAAUGGCAAGGGGAACGACCCUCUGCCACCGAUCCUUAAGCCGCUCUCGUUGCCGUUGUCCGAGCUGCUGGGUGCUACAUUGGCAUUGUGCGAUGUUGCAGUCACACCAGCUUGUAUCUCAGCGGUGUACAACAUUACAAGAGGCACAAAGGCCACCAAGGGCAAUGAAUUGGGCAUCUUUGAGGAUCUAGGGGAUGUGCAAAUACCCCAGGGCACUCACCCCAUCCUGAAGGCUGUCAACGGCGCUCAGGCUCCGACCAGCGUGUCCAAUGCAGGGCCAGAAUCCAACUUGGACUUUCAAAUCUCGUACCCGGUCAUCUGGCCGCAGAACUCCAUCCUCUUUCAAAUCGACGAUCCAGUCUACCAAGCACACUAUAACUUCACUGGCUUUCUCAACACAUUCCUGGAUGCCAUUGACGGAUUCUACUGCAACGAGAUCUCCCCUCUAGACCCGCCGUACCCCGAUGCCGCCGCCGGCGGCUACAAAGGCCAACUCCAUGAGCUUCUCGACGAAUUCAUGCUCGUGGUUUUUAGCUACGAGAACGGGCAGUUUCAAUCGGCGAGUAUACUCAGUGCUUUCUCUAGCGUAAACGUCCUUUUGUUACUGGGACACUGGGUAGUAUCUCGCAUGAUAAACCCACCACAACGGAUUUAG